AUUAGCGGGUUACACGUAUACGUUUUGGCCCACGGUCACUUUGGAGGAUUGGAUUGAAUGAGCAUGUGUCUGGCAAUGUUCUCAUAAUAAAAUACAAUCAAUACAAUUCUGUCAGUAUUUUAAGGUGUUUUUUGCUUUCAACCGGGAUUUUGGAUUACCUGUUUUUUGAAAUUCCAACAUGAGUGCAGAGGAGCACAGUUGUUUGUUGUCAUCCAGAUCCACCUCAUGAAGGCAAAGUAGUUAAAGCCAGUGGCUGCGGGGCGUAAGUAACUCUCCAGGGUGCUGAAGUUGUCUCCAAACAACUUCCUGGUCUCCCCACCUGUCACUUGGCAGCCUGGCGGUUCAGGCGCGAUGACUCGGCUCCCAGCUCGCUCAGGGCAAACAGGUAAGCUUGCGAGGAUGGUGAGGUGACGCCUGGACUGCAGAGCUGUCCUGAUGACUUAAAAAGCGAAGCUAGAUGACUACUCUGCAGUGAACCUAAAAGGUCACUACCUCAAAUUCACAGCCAGGACAAUGCAACAUUUUCAACCGCUAUGGGAGUCCAACCAUCCAUUUGGGCCUUUAAUUAAAAGCAGGCAUACUUUACUGACGCCGUCUUUGUACAACCUUCUCAUAUGGGUCCUCCUUGGAUUGUUGACGUUCCCUUGCUGUGUCCGCUGUUUGGUAUUCAAAGUGGGCGUCCUGGGGCCUUGGAACUGUGACCCGGUGUUCUACAAGACGCUGCCGGCCGCCGCGGCGAGACUUGCUGUAAGCAGGAUUAACGAGGACCUCAGUUUGAAUUUGGGCCUGGAGAUCGACUUUGUCAUCCUGCAGGAGCCUUGCGAAACUUCCAAAGCUUUGACUGAAUUCAUACAAUACGAAAAUAUGGCGGAUGCGUUUGUGGGCCCCACUAAUCCUGGAUACUGUACCGCAGCAUCACUGCUGGCAAAGAACUGGGACAAGGCCAUCUUCUCCCACGGGUGUGUCAAUUUUGAGCUGGACCGCAUUACGGGAUACCCGACCUUUUCCAGGACAGUACCGUUUCCCUCCGAGGUACUUUUCACGGUGUUGAAACACUUCCGGUGGGCUAACAUCGUGGUGGUGUCAUCCAAUGAAGACAUCUGGAUGGACACAGCGGAGAGAGUGGCUGCUGCCAUGAGGAGGAAGGGGCUUCCCGUUGCCUUGGUUACGUCUGUGGGUAUCAACGAGACCCAAGUUGAGAGCACGCUGAGGAAGAUCCAAGACGCAGGGGAAAUAAGAGUGAUCGUCAUGUGCAUGCACUCUGUGCUGCUCGGAGGAGAGCAGCAGGCUACUUUCCUCGUCAAGGCCCAACAAAUGGGUUUGACUUCGGGCAAGUACGUUUUCGUGCCCUACGACGCCCUGUACUACAGCUUGCCCUACAACGUCCCCUACUUUCCGCUGCAAAACAACAGCAAGCUGAGUGAAGCCUAUGACGCCGUGCUCACAAUCACAAUAAUCUCAGACCCGAUUUCCUUCAACGAGGCGUACACACGGGCUCAAGAGAGCGGGGAAGUGAGGCUGACUGUGGCUGCCGAGAAGGUGAAUCCACUAUUCGGCACAAUCUAUAACAGCAUUUAUCUCCUUGCCAACUCCAUCCACAAGACCAGGAGAGCCGGAAUGCCUCUGUCAGGCUCAAACCUGGCCUUCUUUACCAAAAACAUAUCCUUCGAUGGCUUCAACCAGAAGGUCCUGGUCGAUAAUAGAGGUGAACUCAAAACCAGCUACAUCAUCCUGGACACCAGCGACGCCGGCAGUCAGCUGUACCCAACCUACGUGGUGGAUGUCACAUCCGGGCGGCUUCGGUUUGCCGGGAGGUCUAUUAGUUUCCCAGGAGGGUCUCCUCCACCGUCCGAUUCCAGCUGCUGGUUUGUUAAGAAUGCUCUCUGCAAAGGAGGCGUGGAGGUCACCUACAUCCUAGUGGUGUUUGGAGUCAUCUUGGCUCUGGCUGUAACGGGGCUUCUGAUCAGUCUAUACAUCAGGAGAAGACUCCAGCAAAUCCAACUGGUCAAAGGCCCAAAUCGGAUCCUGCUGACUUUAGAGGAUCUUACUUUCAUCAACCCUCAGAUUAGCAAGAGGAAAAUCACUUUAGAGGAUAUGAGUGAGUCCAGGAGUGCUGCGGAAGAGAAAUCAGCUGACCGCUCACAUUCAGUGAACAGCAUGCACACAGCGACGCAUGAGACCACCAAUGUUGCCGUUUUUGAGGGUGACUGGGUGUGGCUAAAGAAAUUUGAGGAUGGCCAGUUUAAGGAGGUGAAACAAAGUGGCACAAGGAUUUUUACCAAGAUGAAGGACUUGAGAAAUGAGAACGUGAAUCUUUUCCUGGGCUUCUUCACGGAGAGCUCCAUGUUUGCCGUGGUGACGGAGCACUGCUCCAGAGGAAGUCUGCAGGACCUGCUUAGGAACGAGGACGUCAAAUUAGACUGGAUGUUCAAGUCCUCGCUUUUACUUGACCUCAUCAAGGGUAUGAAAUACCUCCACCAUCGAGAUUUCCCACACGGCCGGCUAAAAUCUCGAAACUGUGUGGUGGACGGGCGCUUUGUUCUCAAGAUCACAGACUAUGGCUUUAAUGAGCUGCUAGAAUCUCAAAAAGCUCCUUUCAAACAACCACCACCUGAAGAACUUUUUUGGACUGCUCCUGAAUUCCUGAGGGAUCUCCCAAGCUCUCGUAAAGGCACCUACAAGGGGGACGUAUACAGUUUUUCCAUUAUUCUCCAAGAGGUGGUGGUUCGAGGACCACCGUACUGCAUGCUGGGCCUACCACCCGAAGAGAUCAUUCGAAAGGUUAAGAAACCCCCUCCAAUGUGUCGGCCCACUGUAGCUCCUGACCAGGCUCCUCUGGAAUGUAUCCAGCUGAUGAAGCAGUGCUGGAGUGAGCUUCCAGACAGAAGACCCAAUUUUGAUGAGAUUUUUGACAGGUUCAAAAUCAUCAACAAGGGUAAGAAGACCAACAUCAUCGACUCCAUGUUGAGGAUGUUGGAGCAGUACAGCUCCAAUCUGGAGGACCUCAUCCGAGAGCGAACGGAGGAGCUGGAGGUGGAGAAGCACAGGACGGAGAAACUGCUCUCUGAGAUGCUUCCACCCUCGGUGGCCGAGGCGCUGAAAACCGGCGCCACCGUGGAGCCCGAGUACUUCGACCAGGUGACCAUCUACUUCAGUGACAUAGUGGGGUUCACCACCAUCUCGUCGCUCAGUGACCCCAUCGAGGUGGUUGACCUUCUCAACGACCUUUACACUCUGUUUGACGCUGUGCUCAGCAACCACGAUGUCUACAAGGUGGAAACCAUCGGUGAUGCUUACAUGGUGGCAUCGGGCUUGCCGAAGAGAAACGGCAACAAGCAUGCCGCUGAAGUGGCCAACAUGUCUCUGAACAUCCUCAGCUCGGUGGGAACCUUCCGGAUGCGCCAUAUGCCCGACGUUCCUGUCAGGAUACGAAUCGGGAUCCACUCAGGGCCAUGCGUCGCUGGAGUGGUGGGCUUGACCAUGCCUCGCUACUGCCUAUUUGGAGACACCGUCAACACCGCCUCCAGAAUGGAAUCCACCAGCCUGCCUUACAGAAUCCACGUAAACUUGAGCACUGUGAACAUCCUCCGCUCUCUCAAGGAAGGUUAUAAAAUCGAAGUCAGGGGCAAGACGGAGCUGAAGGGGAAAGGCAUCGAAGAGACGUACUGGCUCGUAGGGAAGUCGGACUUUGCAAAGCCUUUGCCAAAACCGCCAGAGAUCAAACCGGGUGUCAACUGGCAGGAGAUGAUGACGGAUGAGAUCAAGAGCCUUUUUCGCAAGGCCAACAGGCCAGUGGACAAGCAAAAAAUGAGCGUAAAAGAAGGAAAGAUGUGAAAGGAAUGAAGCCAUAGCACAGAUUCCUUCUGGGAAAAGGAGAAGCGGGUCCGAGGAUGUAAAAGCGGUACCCGUGGCUUAACGCAGACUCCUUUAAGAGGAUUGUCCAUCGACUGGCUAAUCCGCCUGCAGCCGACACAGCGGAACACGAUGGUGCUAAUGUAAUGAGACUGGUCCUGUGACCUGCCUGCCUGCUGCUGCCAGUAGACCAGGGACUGAUCUUUAGUCAAAGAUGUAUGCACUUUUACUUGCUGCACUCACUGGCCACUGUGGGGGUCACCAAAAUGAUACAAAGAGGGGAUGUUCCCGGAUGCCUCGUUUAAAAUAAGAUUUGUAUUGUCUGUGUUAGCUUUGACAUGAAUGCUCUUAAUAGGGGACUUAGCUGGCUGGAUAUUGCACAAUGAUAAGUCCUAAAAUAUAAAGGCUACUUUUUCUAUACUGUACUAUAGAAAUGAAUAUUAAAAAAAAAAAAAUCUUGGAGGGCAUCAUGAUGCUACAAAAUGAAUAAUAAAA
Messenger RNA from Syngnathus acus (greater pipefish), 4347 nucleotides. It is a transcript of the gene gucy2f, whose product is annotated as guanylate cyclase 2F, retinal. Gene Ontology annotation, molecular function: ATP binding; guanylate cyclase activity; protein kinase activity. NCBI's taxonomy places the organism in Eukaryota, Metazoa, Chordata, Actinopteri, Syngnathiformes, Syngnathidae. Bases 514 to 3834 code for a protein of 1106 amino acids. The transcript has 19 exons. Gene Ontology annotation, biological process: intracellular signal transduction; protein phosphorylation; receptor guanylyl cyclase signaling pathway. The record is from RefSeq and is a predicted model, not a curated record.